AGGGACCGGCUGUCGGACGCACGGUAGCACUGCUGGAAGCGCGGACCAUGGGUAAGUUUCUGAAAGCUGGGCGCGUGGUGGUCAUGCUGCAGGGCCGCUACGCUGGGAAGAAGGCGAUUGUGGUGAAGGCCUUUGAUGACGGCUCCAAGCAGCGUCCCUUCGGCCACUGCAUGGUGGCGGGCAUCGACCGAGCGCCGCUCAAGGUGACGAGGCAAAUGUCCAAGAAGAAGAUCACGAAGCGCACCAAGGUGAAGCCUUUCGUGAAGUAUGUGAACUACAACCACAUCAUGCCCACCAGAUACCAGGUGCCUGCAGAGAUGUCCCCCGCCACCAUUUGCACCGACCAGCAGAUGGACUCUCUGGAUGGUCGCAAGGAAGCCAGAAAGAUGGCCAAGAGUCUCUUCCAGGAGAAGUUCCAGGCACCACCAGCAGACAAGUCCGGUCGCCCUUCCAAGGAUGUCCUCUACCUGCGCAAGAAGCUGCGCUUCUAAGACAUUGUGCUUCCAUAUUGCAGCUGUGCAGCC
Messenger RNA from Durusdinium trenchii, 524 nucleotides. NCBI's taxonomy places the organism in Eukaryota, Dinophyceae, Suessiales, Symbiodiniaceae. The record is from the annotation of a GenBank genome assembly.